Messenger RNA from Humulus lupulus (European hop), 608 nucleotides. RefSeq names its product fumarylacetoacetase-like. Gene Ontology annotation, biological process: L-tyrosine catabolic process; L-phenylalanine catabolic process; homogentisate catabolic process. The transcript has 4 exons. Gene Ontology annotation, molecular function: fumarylacetoacetase activity. The record is from RefSeq and is a predicted model, not a curated record. The coding region runs from base 348 to 608 and encodes 86 amino acids. NCBI's taxonomy places the organism in Eukaryota, Viridiplantae, Streptophyta, Magnoliopsida, Rosales, Cannabaceae.
AAUGAUUUCUUAAUUAUUUUUCCAUCAUAAUACUUUCUCUUUUCUGCAAAUGACUUGAUUGCUAGGCAUACAUAAGUAACAUUCAUAUUGCUCUAGGAGUGUGGUAGUCUGAUAAAUAAUUGUAUAUAUUGCUCUGUAUAAUAUGCAGGGUAUGUGGUUCCAAAUCGUGCCUCAUACUUAUCACUGACAAUUAAGUUCUAGUUCUAGUAGUCCAAUUCAAGCAAUAUGAUGUGUGUUUUAUAUUGCAGGAUCCCCGUCCAUUGCCUUAUCUGGCUGAAAAAGUCUCUAAAAAUUAUGACAUUCAGUUAGAGGUUGAAAUCAAACAUGCUGGCGCAAAGGAUUCAACUAUGGUCACCAAGAGUAAUUUCAAUCACUUAUAUUGGACAUUGACUCAACAGAUAGCACAUCAUACUAUUAAUGGUUGCAACUUAAGACCUGGCGAUCUCUUGGGAACUGGAACCAUUAGUGGACCUGAGCCAGAGUCCUUGGGAUGCUUGUUAGAGUUGUCAUGGAAUGGACAGAAGUCACUGUCAUUGAAAGGGGCAACCCGUAAAUUCCUAGAAGAUGGUGAUAAAGUUAUCAUCACUGGUUUUUGCAAGGUUCUUUGA